Molecule: messenger RNA, 2520 nt
Organism: Danaus plexippus (monarch butterfly)
Lineage: Eukaryota; Metazoa; Arthropoda; Insecta; Lepidoptera; Nymphalidae
Gene: mol
Product: dual oxidase maturation factor 2
Exons: 11
Coding region: 298-1593 (431 amino acids)
Biological process (GO): protein transport
Cellular component (GO): endoplasmic reticulum membrane
Source: RefSeq, a predicted model, not a curated record
UCGCUUAGUUUUCAGUGUACGCGCAUCGACGCUACUCAAGUGACCUCCGCGUCUUUGAUAAUCUUGUGAUAGUGUUGUGUUACUAUAGUUUUAUGAUACGGGUACAACAACGGCUACCACGUUAGCCGAUCACUCAAGGUACCUAUAUCAAAAGACAUCGUAUAAUGAGUACAAGUGUUGAAGUGUUUUGAUCAUCAGCCGGUUCAGUGUAAUGUGAUGAAAAGUGUUACACCGUUGCGUGGAAAUGAAAAGGGAAAAGUACAGGAAGAGGAUUUAUGCAUUUCGGCUGGGUGAGCUAUGAAGGGGUGGUUCGACGGUUUCCGCGAGGAAGGCGGCCCGACCCUGUACGCUUAUCACAACCGCACCGCCGUCGCCGCCGACGUGCCCGCGGUCGCCCUGCUUGUAGCCGCCCUUACGUUAUACCUCGCGUUCCUUACUAUAUUCCCUGGUAUACGGAAGGAGCGAUUUUCCACGUUCACCAUCGUUACACUUAGCCUCUUCGUUGGUACUGUGAUUUUAGUAUGUAAGCACGGAUCCUCGUGGCACGUGGCAGGGGCGCGUGUAGCCCGCGCCGCUUACCGCGCCUUCUCAGCUGAGCGACUAGACUGCUGGCUCGCCGUCCACGUCGGCUUGGGACACGUCAAUGUCACUCUUAACGCGUUAUCAUGGGGCAACGUCUCGACAGGCGAUCCAGGAAUCGAUUACAACGAACAAUUUCGAUGGGAAGAAGCUGGUGCUAUCCAGGAAUGGUAUCGAGCGGGUUUAUUACGAGGUUUACCAUACCCCGUACUGUCUGUAGCUGAACACUUUGCAGCGGAACACGAGGGAUUCGAGUGGGGUGCUAAGUAUAGAGCAGCUGGUUAUACUACCGCCACGCUUCUUUGGACGGCGUUGGCACUGUGGUUAUUAAUGAACCUCCUGCUGGUGGUGGUACCACGUUAUGGCGCGUACGCAAUGGCCUCUCUGGGAGUAACGCUGUGUGCUGCUGCCGGAGGAUACUGGGCAUCCUUACCACACGCGCCGCUAGUUGUGCGCUUGGAUGGAGCCAUGCUAUUCUUCUCGAUGGGCUGGUGUUUCUGGCUAGUCCUGAUUGCUGGUGCCAUAUGUCUGGUAGUGGGUCUACUUAUAGCAGCGCUGGACUUGGUGUGGCCUCACAGAUUCUCGACCGUGCUUGAAGUAGAUUACGACACUCCUUAUGACAGACACGUCCUCAUAGUGGACAGUAGACAAAGAGCUCGUCCACAAACACAGAGCUCCUUGCCAUCCAGAAUACUGAGGCGAUUAUCUUCUAAGACCCGAGAUCCUGAACGUCAGGUGUCCAUGUCAGUUGUAAAUGAAAGUUCUGGCCGGGACAACCCUGCUUACCAACACGAACAGAGAAAACCUAAUUCGCCGUGGAGGUAUCCACUGUUUAGACGGCAGAUUAAUAGAGUCGACUCCGCCUCGAGUAUGGGAUCAAGCAUAAAUGGUACCAGUUCCGGAAUAAAGAUGUCCCCACUAGUAGGUGGACCCUCAUCCAACGCACUAUCGACGACCGCACAGAGAUACCGUCCACAAAUAACAGCAGCUGAAAGAGUGAAAGACAUGUGGUGACCUCUGUAACAUAUAUGUAUGUAAUUACCUAUUAUAAACGAUCUCUUUGUCAAAGACGGUUCUUGUUAACAGCAAGUACUGAACGGAAAGGCUUAGAAAACUAGUAUUAUAUAAUUAUUUAAAACCUGAUAUAGAUUUAUGGUAUGGUAUUAUAAUUUAGACGUGUAAAUAUGUACCUUUUAUUAUAAGCAAAUUAUUAAAAAAAAAAAACAUUACCGACCAGUGUCAUAAGAUGUAUGGGAUUUUAUACCUCGUUUUGAUUUAAAAUAAUUUAGCAUUAAGUAAACGAAUACAUCGACACAAGUGAAUACUUUGUGCCAUUUGUAAAUAUAUUAUAUAAGUGAACUAAAAUCACAUCUAGAAACCAUAUUACAAUUUGUUUAUAACUUAGAUUACCAGUAACAUCUUUUUGGAACACGCUUGACUUUUUUUAUCUACAGUUCCACAGGCUGUCAAGUUCAAAAAUAUUAAAAAAAAAAAUCGCAUAAAGAAGUCAUUUAGUAUUAAAUUAUAUUUAAGUUAUUUAUUCUGCAUAACAGUAUUUGAAUGUGCAGGCCAAAAUUAAUUAAAACUAAUUGAUUACUAAUUCUUUGAUACCAAAAAUAUCGAAGUUUGUUUCCAAAUGGUUGGAAGUCAUAGAUUUCCAGUACAGAUUAAAAUUAAUUUUAUUUUUUUUACCAAUUCAGGAACCACAAACAUCCUUUUGUUUCAUUGAUUACUUAUUUUAUUUAACCUAUCUUCAUCACAAUUUCAGAUUCACUGUCAAAUUGCGUUUAAGUUACAGUUUUGAUAUAAUUAAUCAUUGUUGUGAAAAUAUGUUUGCAAUAGUGAUUAUCCAUAAAUUUUACCUUGUAAUAGAUACGUUAUAAAAAGUGAUAGUAAGCAAAAAAUAUUUAUUGUGAUAAAAAUAUACCAAUAUAAAAUUAA